AUGGGUAAGGGACAUUUGUCGUUUCGCCGUCUUUCGAGCAUCCGUCACCGGAAAAAGGGUUCUGCGGUGAAGGAUGAAGCUCAGACAUCGAUGGUUUUAUCUCCACCGGCUCCGACGCCGAUCAAUUCAGGCGGACCGAUUGUGGGAGUGACCGGUAAGGCGAAGAAGAAAACCGGUGGAGCUAGACUGUGGAUGAGGUUUGAUCGGACUGGUGCUAUGGAAGUUGUGGAAUGCGAUAAGAGCACCAUCAUCAAACGUGCUUCUGUUCCAGCUAGGGAUUUGAGGAUUCUUGGACCUGUUUUCUCUCACUCUUCUAACAUUCUAGCGAGAGAGAAAGCUAUUGUUGUCAAUUUAGAGGUCAUAAAGGCGAUAGUUACCGCAGAAGAAGUGCUGAUCUUGGAUCCUCUCCGACCUGAAGUUCUUCCGUUGAUUGAGCGGCUAAAGCAACAGUUUCCUCUGAGGAAUGGGACAGAAAAUGCUUCUGCAAAUGUACAAUCUCCUCUUGAUCCUGAAGGCGCAGAGGGUUUGCAGAGCGAGCUUCCUUUUGAAUUUCAGGUUCUGGAGAUUGCGCUCGAGGUUGUUUGCUCGAUUGUUGAUACUAGUGUGGCAGCACUUGAGACAGAAGCUUGGCCUAUCCUUGAUGAACUCACCAAGCAUGUUAGCACCGAGAAUCUUGAAUACGUACGAAGUUUGAAAAGUAAUCUCACCCGCUUGCUAGCCCGUGUACAAAAGGUGAGAGAUGAACUCGAACAUUUGUUAGAUGACAACGAAGACAUGGCAGACUUAUAUUUGACAAGGAAAUGGAUCCAGAACCAGCAAACCGAGGCAAUACUUGCGGGGACAGCAUCAAACAGCAUUGUAGCCUUACCGCAUAAUACAUCAAAUCUCCACCGGCUCGCAUCAAACAGAAGCGCCAGUAUGUUGACGAGCAAUGCGGAUGAAGACGACGUGGAGGAUCUGGAGAUGUUGCUGGAGGCAUACUUCAUGCAACUGGAGGGAAUGCGGAACAAAAUUCUAACGGUCAGGGAAUACAUUGACGACACGGAAGACUACGUGAACAUACAACUAGACAAUCAACGUAACGAGCUGAUCCAGCUGCAGCUGAUACUGACCAUAGCCUCGUUUGCAAUAGCUGCAGAGACAUUGUUGGCCAGCUUGUUCGGAAUGAACAUACCAUGUCCAUUGUAUGAGAUGGAUGGCAUCUUUGGCUACUUUGUGUGGAGUAUUACUGCGUUUUGCCUUCUGCUUUUCCUGGUCAUCCUCGGUUACGCCAGCCAAUUACACGGAGUCAAAAGGUCUCGUGUGACCGUCUCCCUCGUAUCCAAACUAGAAAAAGCUCUGCUAGAGGAGGCUGCUUUCGCGUACCUUCUCUCAAAGAGGUGGCGAAAUCUCUAUACCAUCAUACAAAAGGUCGAGUUUGAUGACAGAAUUGAGAAUCAAGGGAGUUUGAUGGAUUUCUUGGAUGGAGUGGUUGCUCUGCCUCCCGGUUCCGGCAUAAGGAAAUUCUCCUUAACAUGUCAAAAGGGAGUUGAUCCAACUCAGUAUGCUCAAGUGAACCGGCGUCUCUGUAAUGUGUUGAAGAAGCGUGGUGUCUUGGAGCUUAAACUGGACAUAAAUGCUAAAAAUGGAUAUUCACUGCCUUUUGGGGUCUUCACUUGCAAGACGGUGGCUAAGCUGGACCUAGGGACUGACUCUGCAUUGGAUCUUGUCUCUGAGAAUGCCUUUCUUCCGGUGCUUAGGACUCUCGUUCUUAAUUCACAUGAAUCUAUUAAUGCGCUUCGAAACUUUUUUUCGGCUUUCCCUUUGCUUCUCUGA
Arabis nemorensis is the source of this 1815-nucleotide messenger RNA. The record is from the annotation of a GenBank genome assembly. NCBI's taxonomy places the organism in Eukaryota, Viridiplantae, Streptophyta, Magnoliopsida, Brassicales, Brassicaceae.